CGCGAUGGGAUUGUGAUGACGUUGUGGACAAGAGAAAAAGCAAAAAACAAGAUACGAAUAUGAAAUUGAUUAGCUAAAUCAAUUAGCUAGAAAGAGCAAAUUGAAAGAGCAAAUGUAAAGAUAAAAGGUGUCUGUUGAGAUGUAGUGUCAUGUGCUUCGGGAGCAAGUGAGGAUUUGAAGAGGAAGAUACAAAGGGCGUGGGUAUAUAUAUCUAUAUAUACAAGAUCAGUGGAUAGAUACAGGUACAGGUACAUUUAAGAGACCAGAGGGUUAUACUAUAGAAUAGAGAGGAUAGAGAAUUGUAAUUGAGCGAAGAUGUCUUUGUAUAUGACUUUUAUAUUUUUAUCGUUGAUUAUUGAAAUGAGCAUUAUAACAAUAUUGGUUAUUCCGUUUCCAAUAAUCAUCAGGAAACAGUUUAUUACAGUGGCAGAUUAUGUCUCGAGUUCGUUAGAGUUUCGAGUAUCGAUCAAGUGUUUUGGGGGAUUAAUUUUGUUGUUGUUUUUGGACGCAUUGAAUAGGUCAUCAUCGAUCAACCUCCACCCGGAAAGCACUGGCCUUGGAAACAGUGGGAAUGGCGAUGGCAGUCAAGAUAACGUGGGAACAAAUGUGUUGAUUACACCAGAGUUGAUCGCUACGAAGUUUUAUAACCAAAGAAAUUUCUAUCUUUCUGGAGCUAUAUUAUUUCUAUUAUUAGCUAUUCCAACGGUUUUGAACAUAUUGAAGAAGAUCGUUAAAUAUGAAACAAUCGUGCAAACAGAGAUAUUGGGAAAGAAGCCCAGCGAGUUAAUCAGUUUAGAAAAGAAAUUGGACAAGAAAUCAAUUGAUUAUGAAACAUUGGUAAAACAAGUCAAAAGCCUAGAAAAAGCCUAUAAUGAAAAAGCCGACACUUUGAAUAAAGUUGAGAUGAAAGAAUUUGAAAAGGAAUCCAAAAAGACCAGUUGAGUUGGUGGAUGUGAAAAAGAAUAGUCAAAAAAGAGUGGUAAGAUGAUAAACAAUAAGUAAUAUACGUAAUAUAAGUAAUAUAAGUAAUAUACGUAAUAUAAGUAGUAUACGUAAUACACGUAGUAUACGUAAUAUGAAUGUGAUUAUGGCUAAUACAGUGAAUUUUUUAGUUAAUUUUUGAUGUUUUAAUACAAAUUGAAUUUGAAUGCGUUUGGAUUAUGCUCAUAUAUCGGUAUUAAUCCUGACUCCAGCACAGCAGAG
Messenger RNA from Ascoidea rubescens DSM 1968, 1203 nucleotides. RefSeq lists its product as uncharacterized. The transcript is spliced from 2 exons. Gene Ontology annotation, cellular component: endoplasmic reticulum; endoplasmic reticulum membrane. NCBI's taxonomy places the organism in Eukaryota, Fungi, Ascomycota, Saccharomycetes, Ascoideales, Ascoideaceae. The record is from RefSeq and is a predicted model, not a curated record. Gene Ontology annotation, biological process: endoplasmic reticulum to Golgi vesicle-mediated transport; intracellular protein transport. Bases 316 to 942 code for a protein of 208 amino acids.